CACGCUGCGGGACUAAUGGACGCCUUCGAUUUGUUUCGGAAACUCGGAUCAGGCAAAUUCGACCUGAAGAGGUUUGGACAAGACGCGCUCGGUUCAGGUGAAUGUAACGCGGAGCUGACGCUCUUCGUAUCAGACUCACUGCUGUUUGCUGUCUUCUGUUUGACUGUGACUGAAGCUGGUGGCGGACCGCCAAAAGACUCGCAGGGAAACGGCAUCACCUGGACCUCCUCAUUGGACAGAAAGAUCCAAAACCUGCCGAGUGAUGGGAAGGAGAAAUCCUCGCUGAAGAGGCUGAAGCAUCUUCAUCAGGAAAAGGUGAAUCGUAUUCGCUCUCAACACCGUAUAAACGUGCACGGCUCCGACGUCCCCGACCCUGUGUGCACGUUUGAGGAGCUGCAGUCCGAGUAUCGCCUCAACUCGUGUGUCCUCCAGAACCUCAAAGACGCAGGGCUGGACUCCCCAACGCCAGUACAGAUGCAGGCGAUACCGCUCAUGAUGCAUGGUCGGGAGCUGCUGGCCUGCGCUCCCACUGGAUCAGGAAAGACUUUGGCUUUCUGUCUCCCGCUGCUCGCCCACCUGCAGCAGCCGGCCAACCUGGGCUUCAGAGCUGUGAUCAUCUCCCCGACCAGAGAACUGGCCAGCCAGACCUACAGAGAGCUGCUCCGCCUGUCAGAGGGAGUAGGAUUUAGAGUUCACAUCAUAGACAAAGCCUCUCUGGCAGCCAAGAAAUACGGACCACAGUCAAACAAAAAAUAUGAUAUACUCGUCAGUACUCCAAACAGACUUGUCUUCCUUCUCAACCAGGAUCCUCCAGCUCUCGACCUCAGCAGUGUGGAGUGGCUGAUUGUCGACGAGUCCGAUAAGCUGUUCGAGGGCGGUAAGACGGGCUUCAGGGAGCAACUGGCCACAGUUUUUCUGGCCUGUUCUAGUUCAAAGGUGCGCAGAGCUUUCUUCAGCGCCACCUGCACGACAGAUGUGGAACAGUGGUGCCGUCUGAACCUCGACAACCUGGUGUCUGUCAACAUUGGACACAGAAAUACGGCCGUUGAGUCGGUGGAACAGCAGCUGCUGUUUGUUGGGACCGAGAACGGCAAACUGGUGGCCAUGAGGGACAUCAUCAAAAAAGGUUUCCUGCCACCCAUGCUGGUGUUUGUGCAGUCUAUAGACCGAGCACGGGAGCUUUUCCAUGAGCUGGUGUAUGAGGGCAUCAAUGUAGACGUGAUCCACGCAGAUCGCACACAGCAGCAGCGGGACAACGUAGUGAACAGUUUCCGCUCCGGUAAGAUUUGGGUAUUGAUCUGCACGGCUCUGCUCGCCAGAGGAAUCGACUUCAAAGGGGUCAACCUCGUGCUGAACUACGACUUCCCCACCAGCUCCGUGGAGUACAUCCAUAGAAUUGGUCGGACUGGUAGAGCUGGACAUCAGGGGAAGGCCAUAACCUUUUUCACAGAAAAUGACAAGCCACUGCUGCGCAGCAUCGCUAAUGUAAUAAAACAAGCAGGAUGUCCUGUACCCGACUACAUGAUUGGCUUCAAGAAGAUACACAGCAAAGUGAAGCGGAGACUUGAGAAGAAACCUCCCAACAGAAGCACCAUUUGCACAACUCCUCGCUUCUUAAUGAAGAAGAAAGGCAACGCACCGAAUAAAGGACAGAAAAGAGAGAAGCGGACAGCGAGUGAAGAGCAGAAAGGGCCGAGCGGAUCUCAAACUGCAGUGCAGCAGCAGAAAGGGGAAAAGAAGGCAAAAGGAGAGGGGCUGAAGAAAAGAAAUAAAGCACAGCAAGAAAGGGGAACAGAAAAGCACAAGAAGGCUUCUCAGAAAACUGGAGCCAAGUUAAAAAAGAAAAAGGGGAAGAAAAAUAAGCCACAGGAGGAAUAAAAGAGAAGUGGUACGAGCAGACUGAUGGAUGUGGAUUUUUUUUUUUUUUUUUUGGAUUCACUGCUAAUUGUCACAUUUGUGCUUUGUAUUAUCAGAGUAUAAAAUAAAGUGUUUUAUAUAUAUAUA
Molecule: messenger RNA, 2004 nt
Organism: Morone saxatilis (striped sea-bass)
Lineage: Eukaryota; Metazoa; Chordata; Actinopteri; Moronidae
Gene: ddx52
Product: DEAD (Asp-Glu-Ala-Asp) box polypeptide 52
Biological process (GO): maturation of SSU-rRNA
Cellular component (GO): 90S preribosome
Molecular function (GO): nucleic acid binding; RNA helicase activity; ATP binding
Source: RefSeq, a predicted model, not a curated record